AUGGCGUCUUGCCCUCCUGCGGCGGAGGUUGAAAAUACCCUCCCCUAUUCAUUUCCCUUUGAAGAGGAUCAGUGCGAGGAUCCUGUUCAACUUCAAGACCAGAUUGCGAGGGUCCGGGCUGCUUUUGAUCAGGCGAAGAACUUCAUGUCUCAGCAAGCUAUCGCUGAGCUCUGUGAGUACCUGGGACAGGGUGAAUGGAUUCACGAUGCGAAGCGUGCCAGCAACCAUCCUGCGUAUGCACGUUUCAUGGGGAAAGGCAGAUUCAAGAAAUCGCUCUACUGCCCACAGUUUUUUGUCAUUCAGGCAAUUUUCGUCCCAGACCCCGAAGGCAGAGGUAUUCUUGAGGCAGUGGACAAGCUGUAUGCGGAGGUGUCUAAGCACUGGGGUAUGCAGGCUACUCCGGGUGUCCCUUUCUUCCCUCGCCUGGAAGAUUCUGAGCGAGAGCUCCGACUGCUCCUGGGCAACCACCCCAUGCUCUCUAAGCAGGCGAGAAGAACUACUGCUCCCAUUCGCCCAUCUCCCGCCGCACCCAUCGUCGCCGGCGCAUCCCCCGGACCUGGAAGACGAACCACCGGAUCCCCAAUCACCCGGGACAGCAUCACCGUCACACCCGGCCCCAGCACAUCCAACAACAGUCACUGGACAGCGGCAGACUCCCUAAGUGAUAUAAGCCCAUACCUAAUCGACAUUAACACAAAGCUCAAGGAAUAUGAGCAAUACAUCGAGAACCUUGAGCAAACAGUCAAAGACAGAGACUUCCAGCUCAAUAACCUCGGAUACAAGCGAAGAUUCGAAGACGCGCAGCAACAGCUGCAUGAAACCCAGCAAGAGCUUCAAGACAUGCAUCACCGGUACCGCGAGUCGCAGAUGCUUCUCAGCAAGUACGAGGAGAAGGCUAAGCAGGUCCAUCAUCACAUCUCACAGUCUCAAUCAUUCUCCAACCGCGCGCUCGAGGCCGCUUCCAAGAUCCAAAGUCUUCUGGCCCUUGGGCAGCAGCAAUCGAACAAGGUCUUGAACCUCCUAAGCGACCCUAUCGAGGAGUUCAACGCUGCUGCUGAGAGUUCUGGUCUUGCGGUUCACGAUGGUCAACGAACCAACAAGAGAGCUCGUGAAAACUAA
Fusarium odoratissimum NRRL 54006 is the source of this 1119-nucleotide messenger RNA. RefSeq lists its product as uncharacterized. The transcript has a single exon. Bases 1 to 1119 code for a protein of 372 amino acids. NCBI's taxonomy places the organism in Eukaryota, Fungi, Ascomycota, Sordariomycetes, Hypocreales, Nectriaceae. The record is from RefSeq and is a predicted model, not a curated record.